This is a messenger RNA of Callithrix jacchus (white-tufted-ear marmoset), 1252 nucleotides long. Lineage: Eukaryota; Metazoa; Chordata; Mammalia; Primates; Cebidae. The record is from RefSeq and is a predicted model, not a curated record.
ACGUGGGCACCAGCCCCCGAGCCCUCCCUGCGGUCGGGUCCUGGCGCCCGCGCAGAACCAGCUGUCUGAGCUGCUGGGGCGGCGUGGGAACAGACAGCGGGCUUCAGCGAGCCGGAGGAGGCACGGGCCUAUCCUGGGUACCCGCAGUGUGGCGCUGGGACAGGUUGCCUCUGCGAGAAGGGGACACAGAGACAAACGCAUCUUGGAAAGCAUCCUGGUUUGGUGCCCGAAGCCUGUAAAGAAAUGGCUGCUGGGGUGCGGGGGAGGUUUGCGCGUCUGUUGUUCCCAGCGCUCUGUGAGGCCUGAAAAGGAGGAACAACCUGUCCAGAAUCCCCACAGGACAGGAAAAGGAGGGGAAAUCUCGACAUGGAAAGACUCUGCAGUGAAAAUGAAGGAAUGCCUUCGAACCAAGGAAAGAUGGAAAAUGAAGAACAGCCACAGGACGAGGGAAAGCCAGAAGUAGCUUGUACUCUGGAAGACAAGGAGAAGUUAGAAAAUGAGGGAAAGACAGAAAACAAGGGCAAGACAGGAGAUGAGGAAAUGUUAAAGCAUAAAGAAAAGCCAGAGAGUGAGGAAAAGGCAAAAGAAGAAGGAAAGUCAGAGAAGGAGGGAGAGGCAGAGAUGGAGGCAGGAUCAGAGAGAGCGAGAAAGCCAGAGAGAGAGGGAAGGGCUGAGGGGGAAGGAGAGCCAGACAGUGAGGGAGAGCCAGGGAGUGAGGGAGAGCCAGACAGUGAAACAAGGGCUGCAGGAAAGCGCCCAGCUGAGGAUGAUGUACCCAGGAAAGCCAAAAGAAAAACCAACAAGGGAUUGGCUCAUUACCUCAAGCAAUGUAAGGAAGCCAUACAUGAUAUGAAUUUCAGCAAUGAGGACAUGAUAAGAGAAUUUGACAACAUGGCUAGGGUGGAGGAUAAAAGGAGAAAAAGCAAACAGAAGUUGGGGGCGUUUUUGUGGAUGCAAAGAAAUUUACAGGACCCCUUCUAUCCUAGGGGUCCAAGGGAGUUCAGGGGUGGCUGCAGGGCCCCACGAAGGGACACUGAAGACAUUCCUUAUGUGUAGUGUCCCUGACAGGCAUUUGUCAGGUCAUAUGUUUUACCUGUGGUAAUACUUUGCUUUAGGUGUUCUUCCUGCUACCAGUAGCCUUUUGACCCAACUGCCAGUGCUUGCUUGCUCUAUGUUUCAGUAGCAGAUAUUCACACAUGUGCAUUGCAGAGACGUUAUGAUUCUUGGAAAAAUAAAGCAGCUUAUAAUAUCA